Pocillopora damicornis (cauliflower coral) is the source of this 1094-nucleotide messenger RNA. RefSeq lists its product as uncharacterized. Lineage: Eukaryota; Metazoa; Cnidaria; Anthozoa; Scleractinia; Pocilloporidae. The record is from RefSeq and is a predicted model, not a curated record.
GAUUUAGUAUUAGGGGGAACUCCCCUUUCUUAGCUGACAAAGCAUGAACAAAGUUUUCACUUUCUAUCAGUUUACUAAAGGGAAGUCUUUUAAAUAGACUUCAACAGUUACUUGCGAUAGUAUUCCCUUACGUCUGCGUUGAACGACGAACGACUUUCAUAUUCAUUAUGUGGUUGUCUUGCUCCAUUCCUUCACUUCUCGUGUUCGCUUUCUUAGUUCUUACAGUGAUGGGCACUGCGGCGGAUAAGAGCGCCGUUUUAACCUUGAAAGAGAAUUCAGCAGAGAACAUUGAAGGUUGCUAUGGUCAAAGGAAAGACCUUGCUUUGUGUUUCGUCAUAAACGAGACAUUUGUUCAGUUGAAGAGCAACGAUAACAGAACGUUAGCCCACUUCAGGGACUUACAGGAUGGAAUGUUCCUCUUUCAAGUACUGGACUAUGUGUUCCUCGGGAAAAAGUCGUCUAAAUUUCCUGUGUAUCUCAAGUUUAUUCCAAGAAAACACAGCAACCUACAUGACAAUACCUGGAAGGAAAUCUUCUACUUGGAAAACAAUUAUCCCGUGACAAACCGAGAUUCAGAGUUUUCUGACAAAUUUCAUUCGGCAUUGGACCGGCUGAAGAACACAAGGAAGCUUGUGUUAUUGCACCACCUGUCGACUGAAUUGAUAAAGAACGUAGGUAACCACCCUCUCUUGAUGCGGUUCCACAUGCUUGCUAUGACUUUAGAACCAAAAUACGGCUCUAAUGGCAGCGUUGUCCCAGGCAGCAGUGUGACACGAGAGAAGAGAGCACUUUUUCAAGAAGAUAAACACAAUACUUGUCAAGAUUUGCGUUCUGAUCCCUACAACAACGAUUGUUUAGGAAUGUGUGGCCUGGGAUGCACAUGUUGGUCCCGAAUUUGUGGCAAUUGUUGUCGAAAUCAGUUUUGCUAUGAACACGACCUGUGUUGUGGACAUGCUUGGAUCUCCACAGGCUGCUUACUACCGUUUAUUCACACAAUGAGUUGUGAAAACGGGUAUGGUGGCUACCCCAGCUGCCUACAAUGAGUAAACUUGACACUCCAUGUAAACAGACCAGCGAGACUACGCAGGGGGGGG